AUGAUUAUGGUUAGACAGCGUAUAAAUUGUAAUGCGCCUUUAUUUUCAACAGCUGAUUACGAUUUUAUUAUGCAACGUGAAAAUGAAAGGCCGAGAAAGAAAGUUUUAGAUGAAUUGAUGGAUAAAUAUAAGACAUCAAUGAAGCGCAUAUAUCAGAUUUGGAGAGGCGAAGAAGCUAAUAGAAUUGCCUGGAAUCAACCAAUAGCUGAUAUUUCUAAUACUACAUAUGCAGGUGGGUGUUUACCUGUAGUAAACUACGACCUACCUCCUGCUAUUUCCUCUCCACCUGCCUUACCACUGAAGAAAAAUAGCCGAAAAAAGAAAACAGGUAAAAUAAGUGUAGCAUCUACUGAGACAGAGACAGAGGUGCUUUCACAGUGCAAUGCUAAUACCACUGAUAAUACUGAUAAUAUAUCUAAAAUGGGAUCUGAACUUGAAGAGGUAUUAAAACAAAUGAAUAAUAUUAAAUAA
Messenger RNA from Rhizophagus irregularis DAOM 181602=DAOM 197198, 471 nucleotides. RefSeq lists its product as uncharacterized. Lineage: Eukaryota; Fungi; Glomeromycota; Glomeromycetes; Glomerales; Glomeraceae. The record is from RefSeq and is a predicted model, not a curated record.